Molecule: messenger RNA, 11380 nt
Organism: Chara braunii
Lineage: Eukaryota; Viridiplantae; Streptophyta; Charophyceae; Charales; Characeae
Source: the annotation of a GenBank genome assembly
GGCUUCUUGUGAUUGAUUUGUCGCUGGCGCGCGGCUUAGGAUGGAAGCGCGCAGCGCAGAACUCGGCGUGAUGAAGAGAGACCUUCAUGUGCCCGCUCGUCCUGCUUCUCCCGCGUGUAAAAGUCCUAUGGACCGUAAUUGGUUAUCGUUGAAAAGCGGGCGAGGAAUUGGGAGUGAGUUCUCGGUCCCUGUGUGCAAUCGACACUGGCUGUCCUUGGAUAUAACCAACGGCGAGGCCUGUCAGGGCAAGGGUUCAGACCUCGCGGAUGCCGCGUGUCAUGCAGCGGGCCAUCCCGAUUCGUCCUGUGGCGUUGAUCAGGAGGUAGUGGAGGCGAAACCGGAAGCUGCAGCGAAGUCUACCACGAUGGCUCGUCCGCGGUUUGCUUCCCCUACUGACCUGUGCGUUUCGCGGAGAGAGAAGGAGAAAGGAGUAGCAGUGGCUGCGCCUGUUGUUUCCUCCGAGCGCGGGGAUGACUCUUCUCCGCCGGCGUUUGCGGUAGCAGAGGCGGAGAGCAUGCGCCAGAGAAAAGCAUUCACUGUGGAUCGCGGAAUGCAAACGCCCGCUGCUGCGCCUGUUGUUUACUGCGAGCGGGGGGUUGGUAAUGGUUCUCCAGCACCUUCGACAUCGCCGACAACUGCCUUUUCAGAUGCAGAGAGGUGAGCGCAGACGGCCAGUACCAAUGUAGAUGGACUGGGCGAGAUUGGUGUUGACGUCAGGGGAAACGAAUCGAGGAGCUUGGGCGUCGAUGGGGAUGUGGACGGGGGUGCGGUGGAGGACGGCGAGGAAGACGAGUGUGUGAUUAUCGAGCAGCCCCCGGGGAAGGAGUGGACCGGCGGCGGUUUGAGUAGGAGGAGGAUGACGUCUGAGGAAGGGAAGGGCCAUCAUCUAGAUGGCCUCGUGGCGGAAAAUUGUCGUGGUACCGCAGUUGGAGAUACUCAAGUGGAAGAAGCGAAGAGGAGAGGAGGUGAUACUGCAGAUGAUGAUGAUGAUGAUGAUAAUGUUGAUGAUGAUGAAGAUGACGACGAGGUGGUGGUUUUGGAGAAUGGAGGACCAGCGGCCACUCCUAUAUUGAUCAAUCUUGAUAGUGAGGACGAGGAGGAGAACGGUGGUAGCGAUGACGACGAGGAGCCCAGCUGUCACGACGACGUGGUUGAACAGCCAAACACAUGUGCCUCGCCUUCCAAUUGUCAGUCCCAGUGUAGUUGUGACUUGGGAGACGUCUCGUCAAUUUCCGCAGCGACAACGGCCGCCGGUGUGGGAUGUGAUGUGGACGGCGGCUCUUGCGUCGGGAAUGGGCGGGAACGGGGGGAGAACGCCGGGAGUAAGACGAAGGGGACGGUGGUGGUUUCUUCCUCGACGGCGAUCACGGUACCGAAGGCGGAGGUCUGCUGUUCGCACUGCGGUAGAAAGAAAUCCUCAGAGGAAGAAGAAGCGCUUUCUGCACCGUUAGAACGGCCUUCGGCAGUGAUAGAAGAAGAAGAAAAGGGUCUUUCGCAAGAGAGGAUAGCAACGGAAGAGAGAGGAAAAGGGGGCGGUGGAGGCGAUGAGGCAACGGCCUGUCUCAUCGUAGAGGGUGUUGGAGAGCAUCAGAGGGUUAAGACUGAACGUAGCACCAGCUGCCAGCGUCAGGCGGAGCUGAGCAGGUGUCACGUGAACGCCGGUGGCAAUAUCGAAGAAGGGACAUUGUCUCCGCCCUUAGUCGCUGUGAAAGGUAUAACAACAAAUUGGGAGGAGGGGAAGAAGGGUCAGCAGGGUGGAGAAGGUAGUCUGCUGGGCGCGGGGAUGGAUGAUGAUGCCAGCUCGGCACAACGUUUGGACGAUAAUUACGAGUGCUCUGCUGCUGCUGCUGUUGCCUCUGCGGCCGCCGGUGUUGUCGAUUCCGUGGCGGGCCGUGGAGGGGGGGAUGCCACGUCGGACGAUGGAAGUGUGGUUGAGGUUCAGGAAGUUGAGGAGAGAGCGAUGAAGUUGGAGGGAGAGAAGAAGGACGGGUCACACGUGCGGCAUGGUGAAGAUGCCGCUGAGCGCGCAGGCAAAGGUGGUGGUGGUGGUAGCGGGAGGAAAGCUGCGCUCUCUGAUGGAGGUAGUGAAGCGGUGAUGGGUGCUCCUGAACUGACGACUUCGUCAUCUGAAACGGGUGGUCGGAAGGUCGUGGGUGUUCUCGAGAAGAGGGGUGAGGACGGCGGGAAGAAGCAUGGGUGUUGCGUUAUGGCCGCUGUCGAUGAUCGGAACGACUUUUCGUCUAACAACGCCGGCACAGCGGGCGAUGGUAAUGCGGAGAACGAGUGUUUCCCCCAGGCGGUUGAUCUGGAGGCGAAGUGUAGCAAUGACUCUAAGCUGCGUGCUUCGUCUUCCUUUUCGGCAUCAUCGCCGCCAUCGUCUUCGUCAUCAACAGACGAGGAUGAUAAAGUGGGAAGUGUGAAGCAGUCUUCGAGAAGGGACAUCUGCUCUCCUACGGCCGCUCUUCCUCAUCCUCCUGCUUCGGAAGGGUGCGCAGUGCUAUUUGUCGACUCAGCUAAGCUGCAGGAAGAGGGGGAGCAGCAUUAUGUAGAACGGACUCGUCGCCUUGAUGAUCACGAAGUUGGGACGAAGGGCUCGUGUUUGGGAGGUAAGCAGAAGAACGGCGUCAUUCUUGAAAGGCUCGACAAGGGUCAGGACGUAGUAGAGGGGGAAUGGGCGAACGACCGACGCAACAACUCUGUUGAAAGCGUAGCUGGUCGUGAGUGCAGGUGUGCGCCUGGGGGGCUGCUGGUGCUGAACAAUCGUCCGAAUCUGAGGAACUCGGGGUGGGGGAAUGCCGUUGAUAAACCGAUUAUUCUCGACGACGACAGUGACGAUGAUGAGGAGGAGGAGGUGAAGGAAAAGCCGGUCAAGCCGAACACUGCUUUUGUGAGCCCGGAGCCCUGCUGCGUCCAUUCUUUUCGGUGUCUGGCAUUACCUUUAGCUGGGGAUGGAGGUGAUAGAAACGGAGAAGAGCGGCGAGAAAGAGAGCUGGAUGCUGACGUAUGCCGUGCGCCAGACAAAGCGGACGAGCGGAUGGAAAGGAUAGCAGCUAGACGGCCAGGCGAGGCUUCGUCUCGCUUCGCCUCUGACCCUGCCGCGGGAGUCUGGGAGCAGGAGGGGGGGAACGAAUCGGAGGAGAAGAGAAAUAAGUCAAAACGGGAGGAGUCCCGGAUGACAUCAGUCUGUUUGAAUUGCCAAUCUAGGAAAGAAUCUGUGGCCAUCAUAGAAGAAGAGGGUGAAGCGAGGGGGGGGAAAAGGACGAGAGAUGACGUGUGUGCUGCUGCGCCGGCGGUGUCACGAGAAGCGGCAUCGGUUGGAGAGCAACGGCGAGAACAAUCUGUAACAACGGAAGCGAAAGUGCAAGUGGGGCGCUCGGUUUGCGGUCAUCAAGAUGUAGCAGCUGAUAGUAGUCGACCUUUGAAGAAGCAGAAGCAAGAUGAUGAUGAUGUGACGGAUGUAGAUAAGAAGAUGACCUGUCCUGAUCUCGUUAUCGUAGCGGAAGAGGAUUGCAAAGCGGAGGGUACCGUGGAGGGAGUGGCAGGGUGGUCUAGAAGGGAUGGCGGGAAGCUGAGAACGAGGUGGACAACGGUUGCUGACCUUCCGUCGCAGGAUUAUCUGGGAUCAAGCAGCGGCGGUGCUGGUCGGCAUGCUUUCAUUGGCGAUCAUAGUGAUGGAAAUGGAGGUCAAUCCCGAUGGGAUGAACAGGGGAGGAAGUUUGCUGGCGACGUUGAUGGUGGUUCCAUCUGGUAUGGUGGCCAAGGACAGCAGCAGCAACAGCAUGUCGAAUGCCUGAUGCCGACAAACGCUCCUGUGAGGGGGGGUAGCUCUAAUAAGGGAUUGCAGCAGUUCAAGGGUGAAGCAGAUGUCGCCGGUCGAGAGGGCGAUACUGACGAUUGUAUGAUGCGAAGUGAUCCAAAAACCAAGGUGAUGGAUACGGUAGAGAUCACAGAAUUGCAACGUCGUGUUGUUAGCGGAGGCGAGAGUUGCCGGCGGGAACAGGAAUGGUCCUUCUGGAACUCGGCAGAGCCUCUCUUCCAAAACGUGCGCAGGGACAGAAAGGAUGGCGGAAAAGCUGGAUCGAGGUCGAACUGUGUGAUGCUUCCGUCAUCCGGCUUUCCUGUUGGGUGCGAACAGAAUCUUCUUCGUCGCUGGGGUAUGGACAUUGGGGAGGUGGUUGCAGCAGGUAGUGGUGGCUGUGGGACGGUGACUGGGAAUUGUGAAAAAAAAGGGAGUCGAGAGGCUAUGACGUCCUGUUUCCCGCCGGGAAAAGCCGGUGAUGUAGACAAAAAGGCUUAUCAAGCAGUGCCCGCUCAGGAGUACAACAACGGUUGUGGGCGCACGGCGGACUCGGAAAGGGGAGGAGCGAGUGGGAAUCUGAGCAAUGGUGGCUGCUGUCCAUGGGCGGCGGUGGUGGGUGUUGGGGGUAUACGUCAGCAGCAGCAGCAGCAGGAGGCAGUUUCAUUUCGUGAAGGCUAUGAGUGUCAUCGCGUGCCCAGCUUGAACAUGGGGGGAAGAGCAGCAGUGCCGGUAGGAGUAAGUGCGGCAGCAAUGGCAACAGGAGGACGAACGGCUGCAGCAGUAGGAGUAGCUGAGUUGACCAUUGGAGGGCUGGGAAGAGGUGUACCCGCAGCCGCAAUGCCACGAGCAAAAGAACCAGCGCAGGUCAUUCUUGGUGGCUCACAGAGUGCUCGGGUCGCAGCAGGUGGAGAUUUUAUGUGUGUUGCCACGCGUUUGAGGGACCCCCAGGUUAACAGCCGCGAACAAACUCUCUCAAGGGUAGUGGACGACUCCGCCAGUCAGGGACGUUGCCAGAACUGGGAAGGCAACUGGGUGAGUAAUGGGCUGUCAAAUGACAGACUCGACGUGCUUGCCUCUGUGCCAAUCAAUGUGGCUCAGGGCUUUCGUUUUGGGAAGGUGGAGAACCUGGCAGAGAAAAGGUUGCCCCAUCCACAAGGGCUUACACCUUGGCCUUGUCCUCUGACUUCAGAGGGAAUAGGACUCACAGGAGGUUGGAAAGCCUCCCAGGGUCAAGUUGGGAACGUUGGAGGGGGCGUUGUGCCAGGUAGACCACAACUUGCUGUCGGUGUGGCUGCGCAGCAGCCGAGAUGCAUGGCGAAGCAAGACCAGGUUGUCCGUGAGGACAGGGCGGAGGAAUGGACGAUGAACAGAGUUGCUCCGCGUGUCAAGCUGGAGGUAGUGGAUGACUGUGUAGGCCGCCACUCGAAUUACUCAUUCUUCCCCAAUCUGUCUUCGACUCCUUCCCUCCUUACUCCCAAUGGUGUCGACGUGAGAGGAACGGCGCUUCGUUGUGCGGGAAGAGGGGAAAGGUGUAACCAUGAUUGUGGUUGCGGGUUGGGGAAAGGAGAUACGAACAAGGGUGGGGGUCAGUUGGCGGGAAAGAAGGCUGAUUGCUUGGGAGGUGGGUUGAUUGCUGGACACGGGGAAGACAGGAAGGGGGCGAUGCGGAUUGGAGGUUCGUCACCAGUUAUGCCUGUUGGUUUAGUCACGCACCCUGCUUUACAAACCCUCGUAUGUCCAGCUGUAUCCCCAGCUGUUUGUGCGAGGCCAGCAGGCGAAGUUACCUCCGCGUGCAACAUUGCCGUCUCUUCUGCUGAGAAACGGAAGGUGAAGGAGGAACAUGAAGUCGAACAUCAUGGUGUGGACGGAGUUAAGCGGCAGCGGAUUUCAGAGGAGGGCAAUGGUGCCCGGCGAGGAAGUGAGGGUGCGGCUCAGCCAGGUGCCAGCUGGAUGGGGCCGGCACCUUUGCAGCGCCAGGUACCUUCCUGCUGUGCUGCUGCAGUGACUCCUGGCGUCAGAGCAGAGGCCAAGCAGCAGUGUCCAGAUACUGGUAACAAUGCUUCUGGUUCCUGUUCAGCUGGAGAAGACGAUGAGGGAAGAGAGGGUGCGGCUGAGGAGGAUCCCGGUCGCAAUUCGGGUGGGCCUGUCCGGCUCCCCGCUGGAGGUGAGCAGCAGCAAGAGAAGCCUGAAAUGACCGGUCAUGUUGCGGCUGCUAGUGGGAUGGAAAUGCCUGACGAUUUCCUUCUCUGCCGAGAGGUCAAGGUGGAUGGUGAAACUGACGUUUUUGGGGACGAUUUCAUUUCUGGGCCGGACGAUCUGGAACAGGUGCGUCGUAUGGCCUUGGCAGGGGCUCCCUGGUCCACGUCGCUUGGGACGACGGUUGGUGCCGUUGCUCAGGAACAGCUUGGAAUCCGUCCUGCGAUGAUGGUAACGGCCGGGAAAGAGUUGACUACUAGGAGGUGGGCUCCAGACCUGCCAAGAAGCGCGGGAGAUUAUCUUGACGAUGAACAGCUGGACGAGAAUGAUGAGGAAGAGGAACUAAGGGAGGAUCUGUCAGGAUUGAUGGACAACAGCUGCCCCCUUCAGUCUGUAAGGACUGCAGAAGUGUUGGAAGGACUGGGAGGCAGCAAAGAGGGGCAAUUGCCUACAAGUAAGGACUGUAGUGCUGCUGCAGGACAAAUAGGGGAACACCAAAGAAUGCGAGAACGGUGUGCUGGUGCUGAGUCUGCAGCAAGAAGUGGGAAGGUAGGAGGUGUCUGUCAUAGUCGGGGAGGGGAGGCCUGUGGACAUGCGGAGGCUGUCGCCGGACAUGCUGUGGGAAGCUCUGAGCAAUUGAAUGGCCGGGAAGGGCGAGUGGCUGAAGGUGGAAGCGGAGGGGGGUUGCAGGGAAAUCAAAGAGCACCUUUAUGUCCACCACAUAUGGAUAGAAUGGCAUUUCUAUCUUCUGUUAUUCAGAAUCAGUGUGGAACGGGAAUAGAGGAACAGCCAACGAGUCUGUUUGUAAUGCGAGUGUCCUAUAUCUUGACCCUCGGCUUGGAGCAGCUAAGGGAGAAUGCCCCGUGCAUGCGGUGUUCGGUGAUGUGCCCAUCUGGCGUCAAAAAGGAGUGGGAGACCGUCGAACGUAGCCACCUGAUAUAUCACUGGCUGGCAAGGGAAUUGGACAUUUACAAUGAGCGGCUAGAGUUUCUGAGCCGUAAAGAUAAGGUCAAAUAUCAAAAGGUGCAGGUGCGAUCGAAGGUUGUACAGAUCAUGGGAAGGGAGGGAGUGAGGAUAAAUAGGGAGAAAGCGGUUGGCCACGUGCCAGGGAUUGGUGUGGGCAGCAAGUUUGCUGAUCGUGCAGAAAUGACCGUUUUGGGAUUACACAGUCAGAUGCAGGCGGGGAUAGAUUACAUGUCAUCAAAAGAUUCAGUGGUGGGAGAGGUGGUGGCCACUGCUAUUGUCAUCAGUCCCGGCUACUAUGAGGAUGAUGUGGACGUGGGAGAUCGCAUUGUAUAUACUGGGUCAGGAUGCAAUGCGAAGAGUAUGACAACGAAGCAGAAACGGAACCUAGUCGCUGCAAAUGCGGAACAUAUUUCUGGCUACUUGACUGACGGGAAGACCUUAGUAGAUCCUGUUUCUAUCAACCAAAGAGGUCAUCAACGGCUGUCUGGUGGCAAUUUGGCUUUGAGUAACAGCUGGAAGUAUGGGCUGCCUGUCAGGGUGAUCAGAGGGACAAGGGAGGGCGGGAACCAGUUUUACACCUAUGCUGGACUCUUUCUCGUCUCACGGUGCUGGUACGAGAUGGGUCGCUCUGGUUUCUCCGUUUGGAGAUUCGAACUGCUCUUGAUCGACGAAUCGUCGCUGCAAAGACGGCCAACAGCUGGAGCAGUUCCACCAGGAGGAUUGUCGGCAGCAGCAGUGCCGAGAGUUGUCUCUCCAUCGACUGCACCAGCGUCAUCCGCACCAGAAGGGUCAUCGCUACAAUCAGCAACAUUACCCACGGCGACGGCAGCAGCGGCAACGACUCCUGUGGCAGCUGGAUCAGCUGAAGGUGGUGGUGAAAAGUCUUUAGCUGAAGGAGAAAAAUCCUCUGCUGCAGGGCCUGCAGUAGACCUUUCAGGGGUUGUCCGACAAAACAUCCAUGUACGACUGGUUGGAAAGCCAGAGCUGCAAGCAGCGGCAAGAGCCGUUCCACAAUCAACCACAUCGAUGUCACCCAUAGCAGAAGCGUCAGCAAUCCCAUCAGCAGCAUUACACACGGCAACGGUCUUACCUGCAGGAGCCCCAUCAGUAGCAUUACACACGGCAACAGUGUUACCUACAGGAGCCCCGAUGGCAGGUGGAUGGACCGAUGGUGGUGGUGAAAAAUGUUUAGCUGAAAGAGGAACAUCCUUGGCUGCACGAGCUGCAGCGAAUCUUGCGUGGGUUGUUAAGCCAAAGAUCCACGUCCCGGUGGUUGUCAAGGCAGAGCCACAAGAAGAUUGUGACUGCAUUUUUCGCAACUGUCACCAUCAAUUUGGGUUGCAAGCUCAUCAUCUACAUCCAAUGGGCCCUAUGGCAUCGGUACAGGUGGCAGUGGGAUCAACAGUUGAUAGUUGUAGAAAGACUUCAGCUGCAGGAUCUGCAGAAGCAGACCCACGAGAGGGGGUCAGAGCAGGGAUACCUGUCCCACAGGUUAAGUCAGACGCACGAGAGGGCAUCAGAGCAGGGAUACCUGUCCCACAGGUUAAGUCGGAGCCAGUCGAUGAUGGUGGCUGUGUUUUUAGUGGUCACCAUCAGUGUGCCUUGGAUGUUGCACAUCCACCGCCACCUCCAGUACAACGCGGAGCUUCUACUUCCUCUGUCUAUUGGAGUGUUCCAUCACCGUCAGGUACGCAAACGCCUUCAUACGUGUAUGCAGGAAUCUCGAGCCCUCCUGAUGGACCAGAAAGCACUGUCGUGUGCAGUUGAUUAGUUUGUUGAAUUGAUUGAUUCUUUUAGUAGUUUAUAAGAUUGUGGGUUUCUUGAGCAAGCGCCCGUGAAAGUUGCAUGGGGAGUAGGAGGGAUGGAAUUGCCACCAAGCGCAGGUGUUCCACUGCAUCAACAGGAGUUGGCCACAUUACUCCUUUCUCAGUGGAAGCGGCCCUCCCCUUUCGCCUUGUUUGGCUUUCCGUCUGGUUUCUAUGCUUCUCAACAUCUUUUUCGAUCCUCGUCGUGUCAUUUCCCUCUCCUCUUUGGUUGGUUAUUUACACUCUGACAUGUCUGUCUGCCUGGCGCUCCUGGCAGUGGUGGUCUCAUGGUUUUCUUCUCCUGUUCAACAGGUUUAGGCAUUGCGUGAAGGUGUAGGCAAAAGCAGUGGCUCUUGGAUGCUAUAUUGACUGAGUGGUAGCAUCACACCAGAACUUGGGCGCUUGUAUCUCAUUUUUGGCUAAGUGCUAGUCUCUUUUCGCGAUUAGCAAUAGUUAAAGAGUCGGUGGCCCAGCGUGGGGGAAGUUAUUCUUUAGAUAGCGUGAGCGUGCAGCAGUAGUCUCUGCGGUUGAUUAUACGAUGGACUGUCUCGUAUCUUGGUGUAUUGCCUGCCUGCCUGCCCACGAGCCCAGUUGCUCGGAAUUGGUAAUGUUUGGUCUUUUUUCUGCAGUUAACCGGAAUCGCUUGUAAAGCCAAUUUCUAGUGGAGAGGUCAAUGCUCAUGUUUGGUCUUUUGUGUGAACAACGAGUAGUUGACUCGUGUAUUUUAUGCGUGCCCGUGGACCCUACUGCCCCGUAGGAUCCAAUUUUCUUUUUUCCAGAAGUGUUGCCAUUAUUAUAUCCAGCUGGUUCCAUCCGGAUUUGAACUCGUGAUUUGUUCAUUGACCAUUUCGUGUGUGUACCUAUCUGCCAGGUGUGCUGUAGGAUCAACCUUGAUGAUAAUGCAAUCACGUGGCAAAUGGCCAUUUAUUGAUAUGGCAUUUGGUGAUUGGACAUUUGAUGCCAGGGGUGCAGCCCUGACACGUGUGUUCGUUAUUUCCAGCAUCGUUGCAGGCCGUUGAUCUGAAACGUGCCUAAAUUGUACGGCAUGGGUUUUGAUGGGAAGUGAUUGAUUGACGAGUUGGGAGUUCGCUAAGAGCAGCUGCUGUGAUGCGCUGUUGUAUCCAGACAAUGCAACUCCAGUCUUUCAGUUGCAAUGAUGCACAAUAAGUUCGACUCUUUUGAUGCGUCCUCUGCUGACCGAACGGAAGGAAGGAUGAUACCGGUGUCGUUGCCUUUGUGAAGCAGGCAGCCUACCUGUCUUGAUGCAUGUCUGCAUGUACAGACUCUUUAACUCCUUCAGACUUGGCCCAGCUUUUUACCGAAACAGUUUUGCAAAACUGCAUAUUUUGCUAGUCAAAGACUUAAACUGCCAAUGCCUUGCUUUGCUAAUGGUCUGGGCGGGGAGUCUGCAUUGCUCGGCUCCGUUGACUGAGGCAGAUGCUUUCAGCUCGCGGAGUUGGAUUGCCGAGGUUCGCUGAAGAAUGGCAGUGUGAGUAUGUCUGGAGAGAGGAGUGAGGAAAUCACACGACCAGAGCCGUUUGACAUUUACUCACUCUUUUGUGUUUACGCAGGGCGGUAUUUUUAAUUGGGGAAAGAUCUGGGGUGUGUGCGAUGCGAGGAAAUGGUGGCAACAAGUUUUUCCCCUCAUUUUUUGUCGGUUCCGUGUCCCCCCUCUAUUUGUUCAUUGCAAUAUGAGAGGACCGAGAAGCGUAUAGAGAGCUUGGAAUGUGAUUGAACGACUGCUUGUACUUGUGUCAGUGCUUUUCUUUUUUUUCUCGUUCUCAUAUUCUGUUGGGCAGGGUGCGGAUUCUCUGCAGAUACUUUUUUUUUUCUGGCUCUGGAGACGCCUGUUUUCUUCUGGAGAUGUCUUUUUUUUCUGGCUCUGGAGAUGCCUGUUUUCUUCUGGAGGUGUCCCUGCCCCCCCCCCCCUCCCCCCCUAGAGGUCAGCAAGGAGGCAGUGCAUUGAUAAAGCUAAGUUCCAAGAGAACCUUUCUGCCGCACGCAGUGCGCAGGGAAAGCUUCAGGUAUACGUCAGGAUUAAUGGCUGUUGGUAGGAAGGACAAACUGGCACACUCAAUACUGUUGAGUGCCGUCUUGGGUCUGCAGGAUGUGUGUGUGCUAUUGAAAUCUGCAGCUGGCUGAUCAGAUUCACUAUUGUCUUGAAACUACGGAGAUCUGUGUUCCGAAGGGCAUCGUCCCAUACGAACCAUUUCCGAACGAGUCUAGCGAUUUUGCGGCCGGAUAGACAUCCUGCAAAUGUGUGUGCAUACGGUCUUACUUGACAGCUUUUACGAGGGGCUUUCGGAGUGAUUUGGGCUUUUUGGCAGUGAUUUGAAACUGUUGGGGUGACAGAUUGCGUGGUAGAUCUACGUCUGGGAGCAAGCUUCAUUCAGGUAUUUGCACCCGAAUCAGGAUUGCUGGAUGUUGGAAGGGAAUGCAAUCUGGUGCUCAAUUCAAUUCUGUGAGAACAGUUAUGGGUCUGCUGGACGUGUGCUUUUGAAUUCUGUAGCUGGCUGAUCUAAUUUUCUAGUGUCUGUAAACUAGCGAAGGCUGGGUUUCUGAGGGCAUUGUCCCAUAAGAAAGAACCUUCACCGAAUGAAUGAAUCUGGCCUUC